AUGAGCUCCGCAGCGCCCCGCAAGGUCUUUUUCUCUCGGAAUGUGCCCUACGCCAUCGAGCAAUUCCGGCAGCGCCUGGCCAAAGCUGGAGUCGCCAACUCCAUCGCGGUGGAGCCUUUCGCCUCUGAGGAGAGCUGCAUCUCCCGAGAGGAGCUGCUCCAGCGAGUGAAAGGAUGCUCGGGGCUGUUCUGCCUGCUGACGGACAAAGUGGACGCGGAAGUGCUGGAUGCUGCGGGGCCGUCCCUUCGAGUCGUGUCCACCAUGUCGGUGGGCUACAACCACAUCGACGUGGAAGCCUGUCGAGCUCGCAAUGUGAGGGUGGGCUACACCCCAGGUGUACUGGAUGUCUCGACCGCCGAGACUGCGGUAGCGCUAACUUUUGCGGCUAAGCGUCGGAUCCUCGAGUGCGCUGCGAGCGCCAAGAACGGAGAGUGGGGAGUCUGGCAGCCGUUCCAGUACUGCGGCACCGACGUCACGGGCAGCACCGUGGGCGUUGUGGGGCUCGGGCGCAUCGGUGCAACCUACGCUGGUAUGCUCAAGAAUGGUUUCAACUGCAAGAUCCUCUACACGGGACCGCGCGAGAAGCCCGAGGUGGCCAAGUCGCUCGGUGGCGAGCCGGGCUCCGUCGAGUACGUGGACAUGGAGACGCUGCUGCGUGAAAGCGACAUUGUGAGUCUCCACCAGCUGCUGACCGAGGCAACUCGCGGCAGUAUUGGUGCAAAGGAGCUCCAACUCAUGAAGUCUAGCGCUGUGUUGAUCAACACUGGUCGAGGCGAGUUGGUCGACCAAGACGCGCUCGUGGAGGCGCUCAAGGGCAAGGCAAUCGCGGCUGCUGGCUUGGACGUGACCACCCCUGAACCGCUCUCUCCUACUCACCCGCUGUUCUCGCUCGACAAUUGCGUCGUGAUGCCGCACAUUGGCUCAGCCACGGUCAAAACUCGCCAAGCCAUGGCUGAUAUCGCCGUUGCUAAUCUCGCUGCUGGCGUUCUUGACGAUGAGCUGCCACACGGGGUGUGCUAG
Messenger RNA from Phytophthora sojae, 1020 nucleotides. RefSeq lists its product as hypothetical. Gene Ontology annotation, molecular function: glyoxylate reductase (NADPH) activity; hydroxypyruvate reductase [NAD(P)H] activity; NAD binding. The record is from RefSeq and is a predicted model, not a curated record. Bases 1 to 1020 code for a protein of 339 amino acids. Gene Ontology annotation, cellular component: cytosol. The transcript has 2 exons. Lineage: Eukaryota; Oomycota; Peronosporomycetes; Peronosporales; Peronosporaceae.